Dufourea novaeangliae is the source of this 4737-nucleotide messenger RNA. It is a transcript of the gene stau, whose product is annotated as double-stranded RNA-binding protein Staufen homolog 2. Lineage: Eukaryota; Metazoa; Arthropoda; Insecta; Hymenoptera; Halictidae. The transcript is spliced from 10 exons. The coding region runs from base 192 to 2465 and encodes 757 amino acids. The record is from RefSeq and is a predicted model, not a curated record.
GAGGCACACAUCAAAAUGGCCGCAUUUUAGUCUACAGACGAUUUUUCUUUACUGUUUGCCAAUAGCCGUGUAAAGGGCCUGGCAGUGUUCCCGAAAGUGGCAGAUCUGUUUCGCCGGAAAUUUUGCCGUUGAACAACCAGAAAAUUUUCGUGAAAUAGAACAAACUUCGAUCCUGCAUAACUUUUUAUAUAAUGAUACGUCACCAACAUCAUACAAUGCAAAACCAGCUUCGAGAUCAUAAUAGAAUGGGAGGUCCGAUGCGUCCUAUGCAACAGGCUAAUAUGGCCCCUUUACAUCAGCCUCAGCAUCCGUUACCGCAUCGGAAUCCACAUCAACAAAUACUGUCCAUGCCCCCCCAUCAACAACACAUUCAUCACAUGCAACAUCCUGGACCACCACAUGGAAAUCCAAGACAACCAAUGUUGAUGGGCAUGAAUGCACACAAUACAAACGGUACUAUGGUUAGUGUCAGUCUAAAAGACCAAGCAAACACUGUCUCUGUGACUCUACAAAAUCCGAACGUGCAACCCCCACAAUAUUCACAGCAACAAAAUAAUCAACAGAAUCCUUCUCCUCAGCAACACGUGCAGCAACAGCAAUCGAUAGAACAAAACAAACCAGCCACAAAUGAAAAUAACAAUGGAGAGUCCAGAGAUCAGAGUCCGCCGAACCAGAAUCACAUUAACGUAACUGAUCCAGCUUUGGCAAACAUGAAAGAAAAAACACCAAUGUGCUUAUUGAAUGAGUUAGCACGUUUUAAUAAGAUUCAGCAUCAAUAUAGGUUGACUAAUGAACAAGGACCAGCGCACAAAAAACGGUUCACAGUAACACUGAAACUUGGACAAGAGGAAUACAUUGCUGAGGGUCCCAGCAUAAAGAAAGCUCAACAUAGUGCUGCAACUGAAGCGUUAACCAAGACCUGGUAUCAACGGCCUCCACCGAAACCCACAAAGGCGAUGAGAGUAGCGCAUCCAGAAAAGUGGUUUAGCGGUUCCGGGAAUCUGCCUCCUACCGUUGAAUUAAAUGCUUUGGCUAUGAAGAGAGGAGAACCCACUGUUUAUACUAUCCGACAAGCUCCCCCAGCAGGAUUACAGCAAUACGUUACACACGGUCUAGGACAUUUCCCUCGAAUAUUUAAUCCACGUUUUCCAACAUAUAAUCGUGGGUUCCACACAGAACCUCAAUUAUAUUUUGUAUCUUUAAAAGUAGGAGAACGUGAAUUUAUCGGUAGAGGUCUGACAGGUCAAGCAGCGCGACAUGACGCAGCAAGUAAAGCUUUAGAACAAUUACGCCAAUUACCAUUACCGGAAGAAAUAGCAAAUACCUGUAACACGGGCGAAAAUGGUACAUUAAACGACGCUAAAGAUCCAAUCGCUGAAUUAAAAAGUCCUGUAUCGUUGGUUUACGAGAGAGCGUUAAAACGUGGUUUACCAGUUAGUUUUGACGUUGUAUCGGAAGUCGGUAAGCCUCAUAUACGGACAUUUAGAACGAAAUGUACUGUCGGUGAUAAAAUUACAUUGGGAGAAGGUCCUUCGAAGAAAGUGUCGAAAAGACAUGCAGCAGAGUUCAUGUUAAAAGAACUCAAUCGUUUGCCUCCAUUGCCCGAGACUAUACAAAAUCGUCCGAUGCGAGUAAAACGCAAACCACCGGCGACGAAGAAGAAAUCACGAAAUUUAAUAAAAGUAUAUCAGGAACCACGUUCCGAGUCUGAAGCUGCUGAGGAAGUGAGUCCAGUCUCACGACUGGUUCAGAUACAACAAGCUAAACGAGAGAAGGAGCCCGUUUACAAUUUAAUCGAGCAAAAGGGUGCACCGAGACGAAGAGAAUUCGUAAUGAAAGUUACUAUGGGACAGCAUUCCGCCGACGGAACAGGCCCUAACAAAAAGCUGGCUAAACGAGCAGCAGCAGAAGCUCUUUUAUCUCAAUUAGGUUACAGUAAGCCACAACCACAGCCCACAAAACCGUCGAUUAAAACAGGAGAGAGCGAGAACACUGAAUCGAAGCCUAGAAAAGUUACUUUCCUGGAAGACGAACAGAUCAAUGAAACCCCAUCGCAUCCCGUAGGAGGAACUAUCGGACGUCAGUUAGUACCUGGACUUUUAUUAGUGGACGGAGGUCAGGAAUCUAAAUUAGGUAGUGGACCUAGUGUACAAAUUAUUGCUGAAGAACUACGAGGACAACAACAAAACCCAGUUACGGUUUCUCCUAAAGAUCAAUUGAAAUAUCUUUCUCAAUUGUUUAACUUCAGCGUGGAAUUCAAUGAUUUUCCCAAGGGCGCGGUGAAUAAGGAAUAUCUAUCGCUGGUAACAUUGAGUACAGAUCCACCUCAAGUUUGUCAUGGCAAUGGGCCGACCAGGAACGCAAGUCGUAAUCAGGCAGCGUUAAAAGCUCUACGGACUCUAAGCAAGCUGGGUCUCGACAAUGCCUCUAAUUCACAAACGAAAAAGGAUAAAGUUGUUGAAUGAACUUAUCGCUGGGAAAAUGACACUUCUCGAUCAGUCUCUCUGGGCCUUAUUACACGAUAACUUCACACAUUGAAUCACCGAUGACUCGGUCUUCGCAUAUUACGCCAUUACUUCUGUUAACAUAAUGGACCGCGUAUUAUGGAAGAUCGGUAGAUUUUAUGGAGGAUCAGUCUUUUGCAGUGCCUUAAUCGCGUCAGGAAAACUGCUCAAGCACCAAUAACAAAUCAAGUCAUUAAUUAAAGCACACAGAAAUGCCUUUCUUUUACAAGUGACAAGAAAUGAUCGUUUCGCAUCAGCCUCCCCGACAGGCUUCUGCGAGCAAUUACCAUCUUGAAGCGUCAAUGGUACAAAAGCGUAGGUUUUACGCAUGACGAUUGCGUAUCAGGGGACAUGAUUUAAAUUAAAAGUUUUUUCUACGCUUAAAGAACUACAGUAUAGUACUUCGAGAUAUAAGGAUUCUUAUUGGUGCUUGACCAAGAUUGUGAUCCUAACAGUGGUCGUCGAUUCUACCAUAUUUAUUAUAACAAUUUCAUUGAUAGGACCACAAUCGGUAAACACGAGUUGUGUAGACGUCGUAACUGAAUGAAAAAAAUGGUCAUUCUCCAGAAAGUCGUGGUUUAUGAUCAUGAAAACAUUGUAGAAACGUUUAAGUGAAAGAAUAUUGAAAUCUGAGAUGAAAUGCGGCCAUCUCUUAAUUUCUCUAUUUAAUCCUUGGCUUUCUCAUUCUUCGCGAGAUAGAAUGUCUGGUUAUGUCUUAUUACCUGAUACCAGCGCAUAUGAAUCAGUGAAAUCAUUUUUGGUGGAUCCUUUAUUUACAUAGAUCCAAAUAGGAAGAGAAAAUACGUUUAACAAAAAUUGCCUUAAUUACAUACGACAAUUUUUUCACCGUUUUGUUGAGCAAAGCGGCACCUUUUGUAUUAACGGUUAUUUUAUAUAUAACGAUUGGUACGAAAAACGAAGCGCAUUUCUUCGAUAUAAAAUUUGACUAGAAAUUUCUGAAGAGUUACGUGUCUUAAGUGUCUUCAAUUGAUUAGUAAAAAUCUUCUGAUUCUUAUUGCUCCGUUAUAUUCAUACCCGACAAUGUUUGUUUCAAUUACAAAAUAUAACACGAUUUUGAACAUUCAUUGAGGACUCUUUAACGUGCAUGAUAAAUCUACGAAUUUCCGUUCAACUCUAUGAUAUUGAAGAAAGGUAAUGUGAUAUAUUCAUAUGAUCGCCCCAAUUUGCUUUUUCGUGGGGCCUAGAAGCACUCUGGGGUUAUAUAUUCGUGUUUUGCAAGGUAUUGAGAAGUAAAGGACAUUCAAAUUUUCAUACAUCCGUUAUUCAUUAAGGAACUCGAAACGAUUCUGGAUGUAUCGGAAAUUGUAAUAGGAAAUUGGUAAUAAUUCAAAAUUUGUCCCGUUGCAUCACAAUCAUGAGCUUAUUGAUGAGAAGCAACGUAACAACACUCUCGAAACGACGUCAUGAAUUUUGUCUUAUUGCCAAGUGUAAUUUGUAACGAUGUUGAGGCGACGAUAAAACAAAAAAAAAGACACAAUAAUGAAUGAAGAUAAUGUCCAGAGGUCAAGUUUAAAUCGUAUCUUCGUCUAGCGGCAAAAGAAGAAGAAUACGAUCACCGCGGUUCUUGCUGAAAACUUAUCUUAUAUUCAUUAUUGUCAUUAAAUUAUUCAAAAGAUUUCGCAAAUGUUAUGCAACAGUGACGAGAAAAGAACAAAAAAAAAGAAAAAGAACUUACGCAAGCGAUAUUGUUAAAUUACGGUAACACGAUUGUUUUUACCAUGAUCUGUAAUACAGCUUCAUAUCGCGGAGUUCUAGAGGACAAAGGAGAGAAAUUGUGGAGUUCGUAAAAGAAAUGAUCCGUGUAAAUAAAUCUUAGCUUUUAGAAUAAAAAUCGAAUUGUAUUGUUUACCUCGUACAACAGUUAGGUUCAUAUUGCUAUCAGAUAAUAAGAUCACGCUGCAAGUAUUACCAUGAACUGAUAGAAAAUGCUGUUAACUCAACUUUCGAAUUUUUUACAAGGGUUGUUUCUGGUAUGAACUCCUACUGCUUAUAUAUUAUUUACAAAACCAAUUUUUCUUUCAGACAACUUUUCGUAAUGCGCGAUACCUUCCGAAAUUAUUUAUAUAGAUCAUUCGAGGACGAGUUAAUGAAUGUUCCUUUUUCUGAGAUAUCGCUUCAUAGGUGGGCCUUCCUUCUUCCCGUGGGAUUCACUGUUUCAAAAUAAAAAGAAAAAAGAACAAGGGAAAUGAUUCAAUGCUACUUUCUCUCUCUC